AUGUCAACAGUUAGAGGUCGUAGAGGUUCUAGAGUUAUCGUCACUGCUAAUCCUAGUAAAAUAGUUCGUGAUAGAUCAAGCUCUGAUGAAGUCGAAAUUGUGAGUUCAAAUCCUAUUGAGAGAUACAAUCACUUUAUCAGACAAUACAACAAAGACUGCAAUAAGGUUAAUUGCUAUACACUUAAGGAAUUGCCUCUUAUAGAUUUAGAAGGAGAAGCAACCCAACGUGAAAUUGAUAAUUUUAUUAGAGUAUUCUAAAGCAAUCAUAGUCAAGUAUAAUACAAUAGAUGCUAUGAGCGUAUGGUUAAAACUAUUGAGUGCUAAAAUAAAGACUAAUAUUUCUAAUACAUUAUGAUUGAAGAUUUUGCUUUUGAUGGAGAAAGUGGUAAUUGUUUGAAAAUGAAAAAAGUUAUGCAAUACACCCAACGUUGGUUAGAAAAGAAUAACAAAGCUUUUGACACAAUCACCCAUUUCGUCAAACAACAAAAGGAAAGACAAAUACACAGUUGA
Molecule: messenger RNA, 510 nt
Organism: Tetrahymena thermophila SB210
Lineage: Eukaryota; Ciliophora; Oligohymenophorea; Hymenostomatida; Tetrahymenidae
Exons: 2
Source: RefSeq, a predicted model, not a curated record